Molecule: messenger RNA, 798 nt
Organism: Neospora caninum
Lineage: Eukaryota; Apicomplexa; Conoidasida; Eucoccidiorida; Sarcocystidae
Product: putative serine/threonine protein phosphatase
Exons: 9
Coding region: 1-798 (265 amino acids)
Molecular function (GO): hydrolase activity
Source: RefSeq, a predicted model, not a curated record
AUGACGAUCCGGCUGACUCCCGGAUCGCCGGCGCUUGACUCGGCGGCUAGCGACCAGGAUGUCGGAGAAAGAGAGGAGAGCGCGCUGGAGGCCGAGAGGGAAAUCGUCACGUUUGGCAUCAUCGCGGACCCUCAACUCGGCAUGCUGAAAAGGAAUGUCGAGUGGACGGAAGAGGAAGAGAGGCUUCGCCGUGGACUUGCCGCGAUACGUCGACAAAGCCCCGCCUUCAUCAUCGUCCUAGGCGACCUUGUUCAGGUUUUUCCCGAAGACGAGAACAAGCGGGCAAUCAGGGAACACGAGAUCCGCGAUGUUCGGCAGACCCUUCAGUCCUGUUCAGGGGAUGUCCCUGUCUUGAUUGUGGCUGGGAACCACGAUUUGGGAAACGCUCCCACGCAGGAGAACCUCAAAGACUUCCGAAAUCUCUGGGGCGAUGAUUACUACUCUUUCGAUCUUGGCCGCUGCCGUGGCAUCGUCCUGAAUUCUUGCCUGUUCUUCAACCCUUGCAACGCACCGAGAGAAGCUGAGGAUACUCCGAAAGGCCACUUCCACCUGCCACGAGCGCAGCGGGAUAGACUUCGCGAUCUCAUCACGAACUCCACAGUUUCUCAUUCGUUCCACGGCCAUCUACACGACAACAUGGUUGUACAGGCAAGCGAUCCUUGUCUCGAGCAAGUCGUUACUUCGGCAACAGGCUUUCCUCUUGGAGACGCUCCGGCGGGGUUUAGGAUGGUGAGGGUCGACGCCGCAGGAGCUGUGGAACACCAGUUCUGUGCACUUCCGAAUUCUGACAUUCUUUAA